AAAUUGCAACUAUCAGCGAAAAUGAAUGAUAAUAGGAUUUUAACAGGCCGCCGAAAAUUUUAAAGCGGUUUUUAAUGAACGUCACAUUAUCGUCCGGUUGUCGCUGGAACGCAUAAAAGCCAUACGUACGGCAAGGUGGGGUUUAGACUCGUUUGGCACCGACAGCAGCCAAAGUAGAAUCCAAUCAUCAUGAGUCGAUUCAAAGCGUGGAUAUGGUCGUUACAAAUUAUAACCAUCUCAAUGAUGCUUCAGGAAGCCGUUGGGCAAACGACUCCAGCACCGGUUAAGCGAGCACAUCGUCUAAUUAUUAUGGAUUACGAAAAAAUAGGAGCAACGGCGGCACCCCAACAGUCGGCUCCGUUGCGUGUGCAGGCUACUACGAGACGACCGGGCGCAACACAGGCCCAAAUUCCAGGAGCUCAAGCGAAAUCCGGUGGUACGGUCGCAUACAGUGCUGGAUUUGGGGCAGUAAGUGUGGUGCCUGAUUGUACGAACUGUACCACUGUGGACGAUGCUUUCGCUCCACUCGACUAUGACUACGCCAAUCUGACUUGGCUGGCGAAUGUGAGCUAUCCCGAAUAUACGGCACUGGAACUGGCUACAGUGACGAUGCAACCGAUAGUGAGAAAUGUUACGAUGCUCCCUGUUGCCGUCCCAAUAUCUUUAAUAGUGACUACUCCCAGCGUGGCUCAGGCUCAACCGGUUGUAUCGCAAAGUCCUAGCAUUGUGGACACAGCGGUCAUUAGACCGUUGCCCGUUCCUACCGACGUUAGCGUAAGCACGGAAAGCACAGCAGUUUCCUCCACCACUGUGGCCAGUGUACCAUCCCCUACAAAGCGACGUGUGAAAAAGACACGCUCUACGACCAAAGCUACUACUACCACCACUACCACCACCACUACUACCACGACAACGACCACUCCACCUCCGAGACGUAAGAAAACGAAAAAGUCCAAACGUGGUCGAAAUAUGAAGGAAACGAGCACGGAGCGUACGACGGGUAAACCGUCGCGCCAAUCCACUAAACGCAAUAGUACAACGUCCCGGACUACCACCACCACCACCAAGCCACCGGCCAAGGAGCGCAAAAGGGUGUAGAAAUGGAACAAAUGGUUAAAAUCCGCCAGGAGGCUGCCACGAUUACCAUACAUUACCGUAAGUAUGGUUAUGGCGGCAAUAUGAAAGGGAAGAAUAAAAUUGCCUUAAUCCGUUA
Molecule: messenger RNA, 1213 nt
Organism: Anopheles gambiae (African malaria mosquito)
Lineage: Eukaryota; Metazoa; Arthropoda; Insecta; Diptera; Culicidae
Product: integumentary mucin C.1-like
Exons: 8
Coding region: 190-1098 (302 amino acids)
Source: RefSeq, a predicted model, not a curated record